Messenger RNA from Helianthus annuus (common sunflower), 2445 nucleotides. RefSeq lists its product as uncharacterized. The transcript is spliced from 5 exons. Lineage: Eukaryota; Viridiplantae; Streptophyta; Magnoliopsida; Asterales; Asteraceae. The record is from RefSeq and is a predicted model, not a curated record. Bases 1 to 2445 code for a protein of 814 amino acids.
AUGCGGUGGCACAAAGAAGUACGCAAGGAUGAGAAUGGAGUGUUGCGCCAUCCCAAUGAUGGAAGGGCGUGGAAACAUUUUGACGACCUGUAUCCUAAAUUUGCAGAUGAUUCGAGGAGUGUACGAUUGGGGCUGUCUUCAGAUGGGUUUAACCCAUUUAGUAAUAUGACAACAACACAUAAGCAAUUACCUUUAAGUUUAUUGAUUCCUGGGCCAAAAUCUCCUGGUAAAGACUUUGAUGUCUUCUUAAGGCCACUUGUAGAUGAACUUAAAGUUUUAUGGCGUGAUGGGGAUGAAGCAUAUGAUGGAUAUUCAAAAGCUCCUUUUACUCUUUAUGCCGCAGUAAUAUGGACGAUUAGUGACUUCCCAGCUUAUGUUUACUUGUCCGGGUGGAGCACUAUGGGCAAAUUCGCAUGCCCAAUAUGCUUAGAGGAUACUCGUUCUAACAGGAUUCGUGGUAAACAAUGUUAUACAGGGCACCGAUGUUUUUUAGGUAAAACACAUAGGUGGAGAAAGAACUUAGAGUUUGACGGAAAGCAAGAGAAAAGACAACGACCUCGCCAAUUUACAGGUGAUGAUAUUUUGCGACAGGUGGCGGAUAUACUUACAUGCACUACCGGAAAAGCACCCAGUAAUGAGGAUAGGAAGCGUAAACGAGGUUCUGAUGAGUUGAACUGGUCAAAAAAGAGUAUAUUGUUUGAACUUCCAUACUGGUCUAAAUUAUUGGUGCGUCAUAAUCUUGAUGUCAUGCAUAUAGAAAAAAAUGUAUGUGAUAAUAUAGUAGGGACAUUGUUAAAUGAUCCCGUGAAAUCAAAAGAUACUACAAAAGCACGUUUAGACUUGGAGGAUCUUAACAUUCGCAAGGAACAAUGGUUGACAGAAAGAAAUGGAAGAUUUGAGAAACCUCAUGCUAAUUUCACAUUGACUAAAGAUGAAUGUGUGGCGUUUUGCAAAUUUAUUAAGUCUGUUCGCCUACCCGAUGGCUAUGCGUCCAACAUCAGUCGAUGUGUGACGGACCAUAAUACACUUGGUAGGAUGAAAACACAUGAUUGUCAUGUAUCGCUUCCGAAAAUACUCCCGGUAGCCAUUCUCCCUUUCUUAAAUAAGGAUAUACGUGAAACUUUAAUUCAGUUUUGCCAGUUCGUUCAAAAAAUAUGCUCUAAAACUCUAUAUGCCAAAGAACUUGAGGAUAUGAAGACCGGGAUUGUUAUCAUAUUAUGCAAACUUGAGAAGAUAUUUCCUCCUGCAUUUUUUACAAUCAUGGUUCACUUGUGUGUACAUUUACCUGAAGAAGCAUUAUUAGGAGGCCCGGUAAGUCAAAGAUGGAUGUUUGGGAUUGAACGUUGUAUGGGUACGUACAAGGGAUAUAUUCGUAACUUUGCACGUCCUGAUGGCUCUAUUACUGAAGCGUAUGUUGUCGAUGAGGCUGUCACAUUUUUAUCUCGUUAUGUAGAUGAUAUCGAGACAAGAUUCAACCGUGCAGAACGCAAUUGGGAUGUAACGACCACUAAACAUGAGAUGGAUUUAUUCAAUAAUAAAGUUCGUGCAUUGGGGGCUUCAAAAUUCGGACAACUUGGGGAAUACCUUGAGGUGGUGCAAUGGUAUAUCUACAAUAAUUGUGGAGUUGAACUUGAUAGUUACCUAAAGGAGCAUAAAGAAGCUUUAUCCUCAAGAGGUAUAAGGGAAGCAAAUUUAGAUACUAUACAGAGACAAGAGUUUCCCUUUUGGUUCAAGAACAAGAUGGCUUUGCUGAGAGUCAAUGGUGAUCCUCGAGCAACCGAUGAUUUGUAUGCUUUAUCACAAUUUCCUGAUGAUCGCUACACCAAUUGGCAAAGUUGCAUCAUCCAUGGUGUUAGAUUUCGUUGCAAGGAGCGUGAUGACAAGUUCACUACACAAUGCAGUGGAGUUUCUGUAGGGGGUGAAGAUGAAGCAAUGAUUUAUUAUGGUGUUUUACUUGAAGUUUUGGAGUUGGAUUUUAUACUCGGUAGAAAGUGGUAUGUAGAUGAGCCAUUUAUUUUUGCUAAUCAAGCUCAACAAGUUUUUUAUCUGAAUGAUUAUGCACGUGGGAAGAAUUGGAUGGUUGUACAGAAAGUACACCAUCGCAACAUAUAUGAUAUACUUGAGCACGAUGAAGAUGAAGUAUUGAUGAAUGAUAUAUUUCAAGAAGAGGAAUCAAGUGAGUUGCCACCUUUUCAACCAACCGAAGAAUUACCUGAAACAUCUCUCGCGGUUCGAAAUGAUGUAGAACCUGAAACAUUACCAUACACGGAAGUUCUUGCAAUGCGUAAUGUAAAUGCCCCUAUGGAUGACUUAGAAAGUAUUGAUGAUGAAUAUGAUGACGUGGGUAAAAUGUUUUUUAAUAACGAACCUGUACUUGAUUUUGAGACCGAGCAUGAUUCUGAUGAGCCAAAUUGUAACAGUGAUGAUGAUGACUCUUUAGCAUGA